AUGUGUCUUGGACUCGGCUUCCCUUUUUCUGAUGUUGAAUAUAAUGCUGGUAAAACUCUUUCAGAACAAGUUACUGAAAAUGAUUUAUCUGUUGGAUUUGUUUAUCCAUCAACUAUGAAAAUUCGAGAUAUAUCAAGAAAAAUAGCUGUAGCAUUAGUAAAAUAUGUUUAUGAAAAAAAUUUAGCAGCUCCUUAUUCAAAACCAACCAAAUGA
Molecule: messenger RNA, 213 nt
Organism: Rotaria sp. Silwood2
Lineage: Eukaryota; Metazoa; Rotifera; Eurotatoria; Philodinida; Philodinidae
Source: the annotation of a GenBank genome assembly